AUGUAUUUUAACAUUUUUAUUUUUCUCAUAAUUUUAGUUUAUGAAAAUCAAUCAAGUUGUCAAAAUCCAAUAUAUAAUCGUAAAAAAAAUUAUGGAUUAAGUAAUGAACAAUUUAGAGCAAUACUAUUUGGUCUUAACUAUGAUUUCCCAAAUAAAAAUAACAUAGACAGAGAAAAUGUGGAAAAUCAUUCUUUAUUUUUCCGUAACUUUGUCGAUGAUGAUAUCCAAAUAAACAAACAAAAUGAAAAAACACAAUCACAAAUUGAAAUUAUGAAUAAUGAAAAAAUAAAAAGCUCUGGUACUAUACACGAUAAUAAAAAUAUCAAUAAUCAUUCUGUAACCAGUGGAAAUGAAAAACCAAACGAUAGAUUAUUACAAAAGACAUUGAGAAAAAAUAAAUUAAGUGAAAAGGAUAAUUCAUAUAAUAAUAAUAGUUCAACUAAUAUCAAUAAAAAUGAAAAUUCAGUAUUUAAUGAACCUACGAAUGCAAAUGAUUAUAUACGAAAAAAAGAGGACACUAAUGAUUUCAAACAACCAAAAACAUUACAAAAAAAUAUUAGUGUUAAAAGUAAUAAAGAGGAUCCAAACUCAUUAAAAGACAAAAAAAUAAAUAUAAAUGAAAAUAAAACACAAGGAAAUAUUAAUCAAAAUAUCCCAUUAAAUAAACCCGUAAAUAAUAUGACAAACAAAUUGGAUAAUCAUAUUGAAAAAUUUGUUAAAGAUAGUAAUGAAAUGAAUAACUCCAAUGUUCAAGAAAAACAUCAAGAUAAAGACUUAUUACAUAAUAAUGGAAAUAAUAAAGAUAUGCAAAUGGAUCAUAAUGAUGAACCACAAAUUUUGUCAAAUGGGAAAAAAAAACAAAAUACAAAAUAUAUAAGUAUAAAUCCUAGAACAAUAAAACAUAAAGAAGAAAAUGUAAAUUAUUCACCAAAAAAAAAUAUACCAGGUCUUCCAAAUUCAGGAAGUGACCUUUUGAAGGAAAUACAACCAGUGAAAUAUAAUGAAAAUAUAAAUAAAAAAUUAAAUGAUGCAUCUAAAGGAAAUGGAGAUUUACAAAAGACAACCAAAACUGAUGAAAACAUAUUUUCUGAAAAUAUCACUUUAAAAAAUAAAACUAAUGAUACAAAUUAUUAUAAAUAUUUUAAAUUGAAAGAAAAUGGAUUUAGAGGAUUAGGAAUAAUAAAUCAAUAUUCAUCAAAAGGGGGGUUUUCAAUAUCAGUUGAUUGCGGAGGAUAUAAUGAUUUAGAUGACAUUCCAGGAAUUUCUAAUUUAUUACAACGAGCUAUUUUUUAUAAGUCUAAAAAAAGAGAUACGACAUUAUUAAGUGAAUUAGGAGUAAGUUCACCAAAAUACAAUAGUCAUAUUAAUGAAUCUUUUACUAACUUCUAUGCAAGUGGUAAUUCUGAAGACAUUUAUUAUUUAUUAAAUUUAUUUGUCCAAAAUUUAUUUUAUCCAAUAUUUAAUGAAGAAUCCAUAGAAAACGAAGUUAAUGAAAUUAGUAAUAAAUAUAUUUCUAUGGAAAAUAAUCCUGAAACUUGCUUAAAAAUUACUAGCCAAUAUCUUACACAUUUUAAAUAUUCAAAUUUUUUCAUUUAUGGGAAUUACAUUACCUUAUGCGAAAAUAUUUUAAAAAAAAAAAUAGAUAUAAAGAAAAAAUUGUAUGAAUUUCAUCGAAAAUGUUAUCAACCUAAAAAUAUGUCAAUUAGUAUACUAUUGGGGAAAAAAACAAGCUCAUCAGAUCAUUACAACAUCAAUGAUAUUAUGAAUAUGGUUGUUCAAUUUUUUGGAGAAAUCAAAAAUUAUAAUUAUGAAGAAGAGAUUAAAAAAGAAAAUAACAUGGAAUUGGAAGAAAAUUUGCCUAAUAGACAAGUGAACAAUUAUAACGAUAAAAUUUUCACAUAUAAUGAUGCGCAAAUUAAUUUAAAUAAAGAAAUAAAUACUAAAAAUGGUAUGUCUAUUCCGUUUGUAAAUAAAUUAAAUUAUGCUCUUGAUUUAAACCAAAAAAGUAAGUAUAUAGAAAUUUUAAAAAAAGAGGGAUGGGAAAAUCAAAUCUUUUUAUAUUGGAGCUCUAAAAUUAAUAUUUAUAUAUAUAAAAAAAUUGAAGAAUUUAAGGUCAUGCGUUUUUUUCGUGAACUUUUUUCGAACUUCAGAAAGGAUGGAUUAUAUUAUAAAAUAUCUGUGGAAAACAAAUAUGCAUAUGAUUUUCAAAUUAUAAAUAUAUGCAAUAAAUAUUAUUUGAAUUAUGGGAUAUUAAUAAAAUUGACAGAGAAAGGGAAGAAUAAUUUAGCUCAUUUAAUAUAUAUAUUCCAAACAUUUAUCAAUGAAAUAAAUAAAUUAUUUGAUUACGAUAGUUUAAAUAAAGGUGUAAACAAAUAUAUUUUGAAUUAUUAUAGAGAAAAUACUUUAACCACUAAUAUAAAUUUUAGAAAAAAUGAUAUAAAUAUAUGUCUAAAUGAUUUAAUAAAUUAUUCUAACACAUUACUUAUUUACUCUGAAAAUCCACUUGAAUUUUUAACAAAUAACAAUUUAGUAGAAAAUAUAAAUAAAAAUGACUUUCGAAAUGAGAUAAAAAUUACCAGCUUAAUAGGUUCUCUUAUCAGAAAUGAAAAUAUGCAUAUUAUAAAUGUUGUAGAUAUAUUCACUGUAACAAAUCAAAUAAAAAUUCCAAACACUUCUAUCGAAUAUUCUAUAGGGGAUAACCCAUAUAUUAUUGAUGAAGGACAAAUUACAAAUAAUAUAAACUUUACACUUCCAGAAUUUAAAAAUUGUCCUUUUAGUAAUUUUAAGAAAAAUUCGAUUUUAAAUGAGAAUUCAUUUUUCUGUGUUUCCUACAAUAAUAAAGAAAAUUUUAAUUAUUCAAAAUAUAAUAAACAAACAUUUGUAUCAGAUGACAAUGAAUAUGUUAAAUCAAAUAUAUUAUAUAACAUACCUUGCUUGAUUAAAUCUUCUUAUGGAUAUAAUAUAUUUUUUAAAAAAGGUUUAACAGAGACUUCAAGAGUAAAUGCAGAUUUCAUUUUUUUUUUCCCUUCCAAAAAUUUUACCUUUUAUGAAGCAAUUUUUACUCGUAUACACAUCAUAAUACUGAAAAAAAAAAUAAAGCAAAUGUUGUCUGAUUACACAAAUUGCUCAGUAAAUGUGAAUAUUAAGGACAAUGUUGAAUCAUAUAUAUUACACGUAGAUAGCAAUAGCUAUUAUUUCGGGGAUAUGUUAAAUAAAAUAGAGGAUCUUUUAUCAAUAAAAGAAGUUCCUACCAAUGAUGAAUUUAAUGACGCUUAUGAUGAAUUAAAUUUAUAUGUAAAAAGAAAAGAGAAUGUUGUUGUAGGAGACUCUUUAAAUAUUAUACAUUCUUUAUUUAAUAAAUAUAUCCCAACAAAUAAAGAAAUUUAUGAUAUUUUAAAUGCAUAUUUAUUUUACCCUUUAUAUAAUUCGUAUAUAAAAUAUAUAAAUAACUUUUUUCACAAAAAUUAUAUUAAUAUAUUUAUAUAUGGAAAUUUGUCGAUACCAAAUGAAAUAAAUAUUAAAAAUGAAACUAACUAUGGCAUUAAUACAAAACAUAAUAGUACUAACAGCGUUAAUAAUAAUAACGGGAUGAAUUAUAAUACUUAUAUAAACAAUACACAUACAAUGUAUAAUAAACAUGCUUUAGGAAAAAAUGACAACGUGAUAGAAGACAAAGAAAAUUCUAUUGAAAUACCUCAAAACGGAAUAGGAAUAAAAUAUAUUAUUGAUUUAUGUGAAUCAUUUAUAAGAAACAUAACAAAUAAUGUUAUAAGAAAAAGUGAAUCUACGUACUAUGCAACCAAAUUAAUUAAUAAUGAAGACAUAGAAAUAGAUAUACAAAUUCCAGAUAAAAAUGUUGGUAACAGUUCAAUAACAGUAUCAUAUAUUAUUGAAUCUGAAACAAUAGUAAGCGAUAUGUUAAUUAAUAUUAUUGUUGAUUUAAUUUCAUCAGAUUUUAUUAAAUUUGCUAAAAUAAAGUAUAACGAUGGUUAUACCGUUGAUGUAAAAACAUUAUCCACAAAAUAUGGAUUUGGAGGAAUAAUUUUUGUUAUUCAAAGCUUUGAUAAUGAUGUUGAAAAACUAGAAGAAGAUAUAUGUGGAUUUGUUAAACACUUAACAUUUCAAUUGAUGAAUAUUGAUAUAUACAAUUUAGUAAAAAAGAUGCAAUAUAUGAAAAAACAAUACAUAUUAAAUAAUAGUAUAUUUACCUUUAAUCAAGAAUAUUCAACUAUACUUGAUGAGAUAAUUAAUGGAAAUGAAUGUUUUGAUAAAAAAUACAAAAUUGUAAAAAUAUUUGAUGAAUUAAUUAAUUGUCCCAAAGUAAUUUUAAAUAAAGCAAAUUACAUUUUACAAAAUGCCAAGAAAUUGAUUUUUAAGGAAUAUAAAACAUCUGAUGCACCAAAUAACGUAAAUGAACAAAUGAAUUAUAUCCAUUCCAAUAAAAGAUGUAAUUAUACUAACAAUAAAAAUGAUAUAAUAUCUAAUAUUGAAUUGUCAAAUACCGUGAAUUUCACCAAAGCAACCAAAUUAAAUAACAACGUUCCCAAUUAUAAUGUAUUUAGAAUGAAUAAUAUGCAUAAAAAGGGGAAUUAUAUCAUAAAUGUAUCAAAUUUUCUUGAAAUAAAAAGGAAAGGAUUUGUUCAAUAUGUUAUUGAUUAUUUUAAGAAUCCUUAUAAAUUAAGUUUGAAUCAUAAUAAUUAUUUAGAUUAUAAAAGUUGUGAUGAUGAAAUGGAUAAAGAUAAUUUUCAUGUAUUUCACAAUUUUACAAAUGAUAUAAAUGAAAUAAGAGAAUAUUUUCUUGCAAAAUUUUCGAAUGAUCAAGAAAAUAAAGAAAAGUGUUCGAUAAAUUAUGAAGAAAUAAAGAAACAUUGCUAUGAAGUAAAUGCUAAUACGUAUGAUUAA
Plasmodium yoelii is the source of this 4902-nucleotide messenger RNA. RefSeq names its product peptidase M16, putative. Gene Ontology annotation, molecular function: metal ion binding. The coding region runs from base 1 to 4902 and encodes 1633 amino acids. The record is from RefSeq and is a predicted model, not a curated record. Lineage: Eukaryota; Apicomplexa; Aconoidasida; Haemosporida; Plasmodiidae. The transcript has a single exon.